AACUUUUGGGCCAACUUUCUCGACUUCGUCGCGGAGUUGCGGGAGCUCGCCCGGCUUCCUUCCCCGCGGGGGCUCCCCCUCCCCAUCUGCGCCCGGGGCGUGGAGUUCAGUAGGAUGGUGGUGGUGUACAACGGCGGGGCUUGCGUGCUGCUCAACUAUCUCCUCCUCCUGCUGGCUGGAGCGAAGCAAAGCCGGGACCCUGCCGCCACCAGCUGCGAGCUCCAGAGGAAACAAAGUGAGCUGAACUCCUUCCUGUGGACUAUAAAGAGAGAUCCACCAUCUUACUUUUUUGGCACGAUUCACGUCCCAUAUACCCGGGUCUGGGAUUUUAUCCCCGAGAAUUCCAAGAAAGCCUUCCAGCAAAGCCAUAUUGUCUACUUUGAGCUGGACCUCACAGAUCCUUACACGAUCUCUGCCCUUACCAGUUGCCAGCUCCUGCCGCAGGGUGAGAACCUUCAGGACGUGCUCCCCAGGGACAUUUACCGUCGGCUCAAGCGCCACUUGGAAUAUGUCAAGCUUAUGAUGCCAUCUUGGAUGACUCCAGACCAACGGGGCAAAGGACUGUACGCUGACUAUCUCUUCAAUGCUAUUGCGGGCAACUGGGAGAGGAAAAGACCCGUGUGGGUAAUGUUGAUGGUGAACUCUCUGACAGAGGUGGACAUUAAGUCCCGUGGCGUGCCAGUCUUGGAUCUCUACCUUGCCCAAGAAGCAGAACGUCUCCGAAAGCAGACUGGGGCAGUAGAAAAAGUAGAGGAACAGUGCCAUCCGUUGAAUGGUCUGAAUUUUUCUCAGGUGAUCUUUGCUUUGAAUCAGACACUUCUGCAGCAAGAGAAUCUCCGCGCCGGCAGCCUUCAGAUCCCUUACACGACGGAGGACCUUAUCAAGCAUUACAACUGUGGAGACCUCAACUCCAUCAUCUUCAAUCAUGACACGUCUCAAGUCCCAAAUUUCAUCAAUGCCACUUUGCCUCCUCACGAACGCAUCACCGCUCAGGAAAUCGACAGCUACUUUCGACAGGAGCUUAUCUAUAAGCGGAAUGAGAGAAUGGGCAAAAGGGUGAAAGAUCUGUUGGAAGAGUAUCCUGACAAAAGCUUCUUCUUCGCGUUUGGAGCAGGUCAUUUCAUGGGCAACAACACAGUGACUGAUGUUUUGAGGAGAGAAGGGUACGAGGUAGAACACACCCCUGCUGGACAAGCUGUGAACAGCGGGAAGAAUCAAAAGGCUCUGUCUGCCCUCUCUUCAUCUUCCCCAGAAUAUGCUUCCUACAUCAUCUCCCAGGAGCUCCACCCUUCCCGACAGCAUCCGCAGAAGGAGGAGGAGGAGGAAGAGCUGCUGCCUCACUUGCUGCUGCCUGAAAGUAUCGACUUGCUGGAGAAAGUGGACAGGAAAUACAAGAAGAAAAAGAAGAAGCAGCAGCAGAAAAAGCAGCGCUUGCGCCAGUUCAAUGACCUCUGGGUACGCAUCGAGGAAAGUGCCACUGAUCCACCUCCUCGAAUCCGAAUAAUUAAUGGAUACAUUACUGUGGAGCCCCAGCCACGGGGACACGGGCGUUCCAGUCACAUCCAGACAGAUACCAGCUUCUCCAGUGGUCUAUUUCCGUCCCUCCACACUUUAGCAUUGACUUUGGUGCUGCCUACGUUGAUGAUGCUGGUGCUGGAGUGUAUCUUCUAAGCAGAACUUCACAUUCCUUGGUGAAAGGAUGCUGAGGGGAAAACGAGGACUUUUGUGAAUGGGAGGUCAUCUGUGGGAAUUUUCUUUUUAAAAAAGGGCUCAUCCUUUUCCUGAAUCUGGACCAUUAACAUGAUUA
Gekko japonicus is the source of this 1807-nucleotide messenger RNA. It is a transcript of the gene TRABD2A, whose product is annotated as TraB domain containing 2A. The coding region runs from base 115 to 1671 and encodes 518 amino acids. The record is from RefSeq and is a predicted model, not a curated record. Gene Ontology annotation, cellular component: membrane. Gene Ontology annotation, biological process: negative regulation of Wnt signaling pathway. Gene Ontology annotation, molecular function: metalloendopeptidase activity. The transcript has 7 exons. NCBI's taxonomy places the organism in Eukaryota, Metazoa, Chordata, Lepidosauria, Squamata, Gekkonidae.